AUGAAUAGAUUAAAUCACAUCUGGAUCAGAAAAGACCACGUCAGCGAAAAACUUCGCCUCAAGCUUUACAGAACACUUGUAAAACCAGUUCUGAUGUAUAGCAGCUCUACUUGGGGACUGACACAAAAAGAUACGAAAGGUCUAGAUGCUUUUCACAGACAGCAACUGAGACAGCUAAUAGGGAAAAAGUACCCUAACAAGAUCUCCAAUCAGAACUUGUACAAAAGAUGCGAAGAAGGACCAAUUUCAAUUGACAUCCUCAAGGCUAGAUGGUGGCUGUUUGGUCACAUAUUACGUUUGUCCGACGAUACACCGGCUGUGAAGGCAAUGAGAUUUUACUUUGAGGGAUCGGAGAGAGGAUUCAGAGGCAGACCUAGAGAAACUCUCGUGACAACCUUAAAUAAAGAUAUCACCAGAGCAAGAGCAAUGGAAAGGUUUUUUUCACUACCGAACAUAAAGAACAAUGGAGAUUUUGAAAAGAUACGAUCCACAGCAAGGGACUGCAAAGAAUGGAGAAGAUUAUCAGAAGUAGUGUGCAGAGCUGCAGAAGCAGAAACAACAUUAAACCUCCAUGUCGGGACUGCGUAA
This is a messenger RNA of Rhopilema esculentum, 588 nucleotides long. RefSeq lists its product as uncharacterized. Lineage: Eukaryota; Metazoa; Cnidaria; Scyphozoa; Rhizostomeae; Rhizostomatidae. The record is from RefSeq and is a predicted model, not a curated record.